AUGUCCCUUCGACACCCAGUCUUUCCUCACGCCACACCAUCACCCCCUUCUUCCCCUCACCAAUCCCCUUCUCCACUACCUGCUAACGCCGCUCAAGAAAAGCAUCGAGCUCAACUAGCGUCCUACCGUCGAGACCCAUCGAAAGUUUCACCCAGAUCAUCACCCCGUCGAGAAUCCCGUCUACGAAUCGUAUGGAAUGCCGGUCGUCGUUUGUCCGGUGUACUGGAAGAAGGUACAGAGGGUGAUGACGGAAAGAACAAACGACGUCCGUUACGUUUCCUCCCAUUUCAACUUCGUUCCAAGUUACUCGACUCCCCUCGAAAGAUCAGGCUUUGGUUGUACGUGGUUGCAGUCAUCAGCAUAUGGUUAUUGGUGAUACGUCCUGUGGUAGUAGGAUGGGACACUACUCCGGCUGCUUCUCAACGGUCAGCGGGUUUACAGAGAAAAAAAGGAAAUGUGUCCCCUUUAUUCACUCGGAAAGGAAAGGUGGCGGAGAGGGCAUUGCUACCGCCAGUUGUGGCCAUGAGAACUACUCCUGAUCAUAAAGUGGAGAGAGGGUUAUUACAAGUGGAUAUGGAAAGUCAGGUCCAUCCCAUUUAUCAAUUGAUAAGAGAUUCGAGAGAGCAAUGGGACGCAAAGGUUGCUAGACAGAGUAGAACCCUCAAGGAAGCGGUGGAGGAAUACAAGAGAAGAUAUAAACAAGCACCACCGAAGGGUUUUGAUAAAUGGUGGUCUUACGUCGUAGACAACGAAGUACCGCUUCCAGAUGAAUACGAUCGUAUUCAUCACGAUCUCCUACCCUUUCGUGCUUUAUCACCAGCUGAUCUGAACAAACGUAUCGAACGAGCGGCCAACCUACCCGACACCUACACUCUACGGGUCAAGAGUGGUUCUGUCCGUACUUCUGCGACAUACAACUCGGAGGCUAUUUGGGGGGCUGACUUCCGAUUGGAAGAUCAGGCAGAGCUAUUGCGUCCUAUUUCAAGAUGGAUAGGGGAUAUGUCGGUGGUGUAUUCGGUCCAUGAUACAGCAAGCAGUGUAGUAUCGUGGGAUCAUCGCCGGGAACUCAUCGAGCAUGUUGAAGAGGGAGAGUAUUUUAGCGAGACCGAUGAAAUCGAUCUGACCUUCCGUGGUUGGCCAGCAGCUUGUCCACCUCAAUCACGUCUUCGAACCAGUCGUUUUGCUCAUCUCUCUUCAACCCCAACCAAAUCAUUCAUCUCUUCUCAUUCUUCCUUGAUGGAUAUAUGCGACCACCCAGAGCUCGUUCCUCUUCACGGAACAUUAUCAGGUAAAGUACCAGCAGUAGGCGAUCUCACGCCUAUUUUUGUGUUGUCCAAAACCAAUUUGCAUUCGGAUAUAUUGGGGAUUCCGACGGAACAAUGGGUAGAAGAUACUCCUGCGUUGUCAUGGGGUAGGAAGACCGAUAGUCGGUUAUUAUGGAGAGGGAGUAACACAGGUGUAUGGCAUAGUGGGCAGACCACUUGGAGGUCGAGUCAUCGGACCAGAUUAGUACGAAUGGCAAGUAAGAUAGAUAUUGACGGGGAGUAUGGAGGUGUGGAAGUUUUACCUGCUCCGAAAUCCCUCAGAGGACAGAUGGUUGGAAAUGAGGUAAGAGAGUUAACAUGGGAAGAAGUCAAUGAGCAUUAUUUGGAUGUAGGGUUUGUUUCCGGUCCCAUUCAAUGUGAUAAAGAAAAUGGAACAUGUGAACAACUUCAAGAAGAAUUCAAUUGGUUAGAACGUAUAAAACCUGAACAAGAAAACCGUUAUAAAUAUAUACUUGACGUUGAUGGUAACGCUUGGUCAGCAAGGUUCAAAAGAUUAUUAUCUUCCGGAAGUUUGAUAUCGAAAAGUAAUGUAAUGCCUGAAUGGUGGACUGAUAGGAUACAACCUUGGGUACAUCACGUUCCUGUUCAAUUGGAUUAUAGUGAUUUAUAUGAUGGUUUUAGCUUUUCUCAUUUUAAUCAGUUCCGAGGAGAUAUGAACGAUCGAGCAGGUGAAGAUGCCUUAGCUGCCUAUAUAGCUUCAGCAGGUAACAUUGGUCUUCAACACAUUGGAGAAAAGAAGAUAUGA
Molecule: messenger RNA, 2070 nt
Organism: Tremella mesenterica DSM 1558
Lineage: Eukaryota; Fungi; Basidiomycota; Tremellomycetes; Tremellales; Tremellaceae
Exons: 6
Coding region: 1-2070 (689 amino acids)
Source: RefSeq, a predicted model, not a curated record